CCACCGAUAAAGCCAAUCGAUUAACCAUUUACAUGUUAAUACGCACAGUAUGUGAUCUCAUUGUCGUGAGAUAAAGUUCACAUAUAUUCCAAUAUCUUGUAUUUGAGUAAAAGUGUUAAUUAAAGGAUGGAGUACAACUUCAAUGGUCCGGGAGAGGAAAGAAACAAAGGGUUAAGGUUUGUGAAACACCAACCGAAAUAUGCGGCAUUCGCGACUCUGACAGCUCGGGAGAGCAGCUUUAAUGCAUGCACCCAGUUACACGUGUCCCAAAAGAUUCUAGCAGCAGCGGGCUUUUUCUUCGUUGGGACUGAUGACCAAUGCCGCUGUUUCCACUGCGGGAUAGGCCUCCCACAAUGGUCCCGUACGGACGACCCUUGGGUUGAGCAUGCGAAGUAUUCCCCCAAAUGUCAACAUGUCAUAUCCAACAUGGGCAUAGAGUUUAUCAACAAUGUAAAGCUCUCUUUUGAACUAACAUCAGAGGGUGAGUUACAAUUUCAUACAACCACAACAGCAACAACAGAAGAAACAACAACAGAAGAAACAACAACAACACCAACAACAGAAGAGACAACAACCACAGCAACAACAGAAGAAACAACAGAAGAAACAACAACAGCAACAACAGCAGCAGAAACAACAACACCAACUGAAACAGCAGAACAGAAUGCCACAUUAACAGAUGAGCAAGGCCAAGCGGUUUCAAAUAUUGAAGAGGAAAAUAGGCGCCUCAAUGAACUGCAGAUCUGCAAAGUCUGCCUUGAACUGACAGCCAGAAUAGUUUUCUUUCCAUGUCAGCAUACAGUUUGUUGUGAGGAAUGUGCGAUGCACUCUUCCAUGAUCAAUUGUCCUGUGUGUAGGACAGUGAUCAAAUAUCACAUGAAAAUAAGGUUUGCAGGAGAUUCAGUCAUAAGCGAACAUGAAGGUGCCUGAGAUAGAUAUGCAUUGCACCAGGCUAUGGUAGAUGAAAUUGGAGAUGUAGACGAUGUUGUUUUACAUCUUAGCGUCAGUGAAGAUGACAUUUUGUCUGACCCAGAUCUACCUUUUCUGACAAUUUAAAAAUUCAAAUCAACAUGUUUUGAUUAUGAUUUAAAAACAGCAAUAAGUACAUUAAAUAGCCCGGUACAAUGGAUAUCUACCUCAGUCACAUUCAUAAUUCAAAUUUGUUUGUAAACUGACGAAAAAAAGUAAUUACAAUCAAGCCAUACAAGGCUAUAAACUGACGAUAAAAAUGCCAUAACAGGCAAGCCAUACAAGGCUAUAAACUGACGAAAAGAAAAAAAGCCAUAACAGGCAAGCCAUACAAGGCUAUAAACUGACGGGAAAAAAUGCCGUAACAGGCAAGCCAUACAAGGCUUUAAACUGACGAAAAGAAAAGAAAAGCCAUAACAGGCAAGCCAUACAAGGCUAUAAACUGACAAAAACAAAUGCCGUAACAGGCAUGCCAUACAAGGCUAUAAACUGACGAAAAAAAAAUGCCAUAACAGGCAAGCCAUACAGGGCUUUAAACUGACGAAAAGAAAUAAAAAGCCGUAACAGGCAAGCCAUACAAGGCUAUAAACUGACAAAAAAAUGCCGUAACAGGCAAGCCAUACAAGGCUUUAAACUGCCAAAAAAAUCAUUACAAUCAAGCCAUACAAGGCUAUAAACUGACGAAAAAAAGCCAUUACAGGCAAGCCUUACAAGGCUAUAAACUGACGAAAAAAAGCCGUAACAGGCAAGCCAUACAAGGCUAUAAACUGACGAAAAAAAUGCCGUAACAGGCAAGCCAUACAAGGCUAUAAACUGACAAAAAAAAAGUCAUAACAAUCAAGCCAUACAAGGCUAUAAACUGACGAAAACAAAUGCCAUUACAGGCAAGCCAUACAAGGCUAUAAACUGACGAAAAGAAAAAAAAGCCAUAACAGGCAAGCCAUACAAGGCUAUAAACUGACGAAAAGAAAAAAAAAGCCAUACAAGGCUAUAAACUGACGAAAAAAAAAUGCCGUAACAGGCAAGCCAUACAAGGCUAUAAACUGACGAAAAAAAAAUGCCAUUACAGGCAAGCCAUACAAGGCUAUAAACUGACGAAAAGAAAAAAAAGCCAUAACAGGCAAGCCAUACAAGGCUAUAAACUGACGAAAAGAAAAAAAAAGCCAUACAAGGCUAUAAACUGACAAAAAAAUGCCGUAACAGGCAAGCCAUACAAGGCUAUAAACUGACAAAAAAAGCUAUAACAGGCAAGCCAUACAAGGCUAUAAACUGACGAAAAAAAGCCUUAACAGGCAAGCCAUACAAAUUGUGUACCUAUAUAAAUAUAUGUUUCAGUUAGUACUGUUAAUGUGUUCUUUGAUGCAUGUUUGGUGGGGCGAUCUACAACCCACCCUCAUGCUUGUUUUAUAUGAAUAAAUUUUAUGAAAAAGAAAAAAAAUGUGACAGAUGUUAUUGAUCCUUUUAGAAAAAUGUGUAUAUUGAUAUGCAGUAUAUAAUUAUAAAGUGCAUACUUUAUACAAGUAUUAUAAAUAUUUGUCAAUUUUGCACUUUAUAUAUAUUACUGAAUAUGAAUGUACUGUGUUUAACUAUGAUUCUCAAAAUACUUUGUUACAAGAAGGCAUCAUGCCCUGUUCAAUCCCUUCAAUCAUCAGACUGUACCCUCUAUUGUCAGUACGUGGGACUAAGUCACUAAGAUAUUGCACAAUACAGGGUUUGACCUAUAAACUAAAUGUGAGUUUUUCUUUGAAAGGAUAUUUUUACUUUCGCAUCUUUUUCGUCAAAAAAAAGGAAUGCAAACAAGAAACAAAACAUCACAAUGAAUCUGCUAAUCCAAAUACAUUAUGAGAAAUAAUAAAAAGUUCAAUUCGGAACACAACAAUAAAAUAUGCAUCGCAUUAAAAAGAAUGCUUAAAUCGGAAGAGGAAAAUCUAAUAAAAGAAAUCAACACUGUUGAAUCACAGAUUAAUAUAGCCAAUGCCAAUAUCGACAAAUAAACUCAAUCACUCACACAGAAAAACAAAAACAAAGACUUGACGAACUUCGUAGUGAUCAUAUGAAUAGUAAUAUUCUUAGGUCAAAUGCAAUACACGUGGAAAAUAAUAAAAAGAACACAAAAUAUUUUGCUAAUUUAGGGAGGAAACACUCUGAGAAAAAAAACAGUAUGUAAACGUAAAGUAUAUGAUAAGAUUGUAUCAGGAGAUAAAAACACUAAUUGUGGAUGGGAACGCGAUUUUGAUCAUUGUGGCGCUAACGUGAAUAACGAGAAAAAGCGAGAAUCAAAUCGCGCACUCUUUUCCCCUUGAUUUUUCAUGGUAUUUUCGAGCUUAAAACUUAGUUAUUUGUUGUCAACAUAAAAAAACACGUCAAUUUCAGCAAUAAACCCUCUGCAACACUAUUUAUUGACGUUUAGUUGAUCAUAACCUUUUAACGUGUGUUUAAUUUACCGAAAGAGUUGGUCAGCUGUUCGGCUUUUGGACUUUGGUAACUACGUUUGUAUGACGGUAAGGUGCAAACAUUUCUGGUCGAUGAUGUGAGGCGUUUUUGAAAUAAAAACAGUAUUAUUUUAUUUUUUUGAAACGAAAGAACAUUGAUCAGAAUAUGCUUGAUCAUGAAAUGGUUGUUUAUUACCGAUAUUUGUUAACAUUCUGACAAACAACGUAGUAACCGAGACACCGUUUCCCAGUUUAUCACGAGGAACAUCCGGUGUUAAACUUCAACGUUUCUUGGUUUAAAAUGUGGAAUUGCAAGUGGUGCUGAACCAUGUAGCCAAGAUGUGCACUACUCAUGGGAUUUUGCCCAGCAAGUCCACUAUCCACAUCAUGCCAACAAGUUGGGCCGAUAUAUUUCGCCACCCCACAGAAGUGUCAUGUGUUUCGCAUGUGUGCCUUAGGUUCAGCUAUGUUUUUAUGGAAAGUAGACAUUUUAUCUGGUGGACGAGGCCGAAUUGCCGGGGAAAGGAAGUGACAGUGUCGUGAGCCUGGCCCACCACUACUUUCAGCACUAUGGUGUCGGUGAAAAACAUGCUGAGGUUUAUUUCGAUAAUGCUGUCGGCCAAAACAAGAACAAUGCUGUGCUUUGGUAUGCCAUGUGACCUGUAAUGACAGGAUUGCAUGAGAGUGUAACACUAAACACUAUGUUGGCUGGGCACACCAAAUUUGCUCCUGACUGUCACUUCGGCAACUGGAAGGUCCAGUGGCGAUGUUGUAAUGCCGAGAAUCUUCAAGAAAUUGCCCACACUGUUUUCACCUCUUCAAAGUCCGGCCACAACAUCCCACACUUGGUUUAUGAACCUCAACAGCCAAUCACAGUUCACAGUUGGAAAUCAUUCCUAGAUACAUAUUUCAAAACUCUAAAGAAUAUUACCAAAUACCACCAUUUCUAUGUAUCAAAACAUAAACCAGGAGUUGUAGUAUGCAAAGAGUUUGUAGAUUCCUCAGAAAUUGAAGUUAUUCUUUUGAGGAUGAGUCCAGAAUGUGGUGUUUUGCCUGAAAUAAAGCACGCAACGUGCCUAGAUGCUGAACGUCAAUCGUACCUUCAAUAUUCUUUUGGUCCAUUCUUUAGAUCUGAGUCAUCAAGAUCUGCAGUAUGCCCUAAACCAACUCUGUGUAAAGUCGAAGUUUACUCAUUUGUUGGUGAAAUGUCGAUUGUAGAUCAAAUGUUUGUGGCAAAUAUGAAAGAAAUGAGUAAAAAAUGGCAUUAUCACAUGUAACCAUAGCAACAGGCUGUUGUUUUAUGUAGUUCUUUUAUGUCAUUUUGUACAUAUAAUGAGCAAUGUGUUCUCUUUGUGUCUAUGAAUUAGUUUAUGUGUUAGCUAUAACAGACAGUUAAGUUAGUAUUUCGGCAUGGACACUGCAUUUAAAAUAAGAACAUUUUUAGUGGACAUUGUUUUCAAACUGGCUUACCAAUGUGUAACAGAAUGAUCCAUAUCUUUUGAUUUCUUUGUACAAAAAUGACUAGAAACUUUAGUUUUUAUACCUAAGAUACUUGGUAUCAUUUACAUGCCAAUAACUUAAAAUGCAUUGUAUAUUGAGAACACAUUAUUUGUGGCAGACUUUGAAAAUGAUUGGAAAUAGCAUUUUCAUUAGUAACCAUAGCAACCGAUUUUUGCUUUGACCUUUGUGGCCAAUUUCUAUGUCAUUAUAGACAUUAGCAAUGUGUACUUGCUAUUUUAAUGUUGAAGUUUAUGUAACACUAGUAAAGAUAAGUGAUAUAUUUAAACAGGUAUCUUGACAUAUAUAUAAUAUUUAAAAUAAGAACAGUUUUGUUCACAUUGUUUUUUAUCCCUGUGUUUCAUAAUGUUUCAUAUGUUUUAUAACUUUUGUGAAAUUUAACGUGAAACUUUAGAGUUAAUUUCUGUAAAUACUUAGUAUCAUAAAGAUGUCAAUAACUUAUAAAUAAAAAAAAAUUAUGCGGACUUUCAAAAAUGAUUGGUAAUAGCAUUUUCAUAAGUAACCAUAGCAACUGAAUUUUGCUUUGACCUUUGUUGUAAGUUUCUUUAUCAUUAUGGACAUUAGCAAUGUAUACUUGUUAUUUUCCUUUUGUAGUGAAUGUGAUACUAGUAAAGAUAGUUUUAUAUUUUAAUAUUUUGACUUGUGUACUUCAUUCAAAAUAAGAACAGAUUUAGCGAACAUUUCGUUCAAAUUGUGUUAAAGCUCUCUGUUACGAAAUGUUCCAUAUCCAUUGUUGUUUUUUUAAUAUUUGACUGACUAGUUCAGAUUUUAUUUCUUCAAUUGCUUGGUAUCAUAAAAAUGUCAAUAACUUAAAACAUAACUUUAUGAAAAACAUUAUUUUUUGAGAAACAUUUAGAAAAUGAGUGAAAAUGGCAUUAUCAAUAGUUACCAUAGCAACCAAAUGCACUUAUGAACUUUUCGUUAACUUUUGUAAUCAAACUAUGAGUGCUUAUUGUUUCUAUGCUAAAACUUAUAUGUUACAUGUAAAUAGUCCUUGACAUGAUACUUAUCUGACAUGGAUAUUUCAUUCUAAAUAAACACAUUAGACCAUA
This is a messenger RNA of Mya arenaria, 5971 nucleotides long. RefSeq names its product death-associated inhibitor of apoptosis 2-like. Lineage: Eukaryota; Metazoa; Mollusca; Bivalvia; Myida; Myidae. The transcript has 9 exons. The coding region runs from base 127 to 930 and encodes 267 amino acids. The record is from RefSeq and is a predicted model, not a curated record. Gene Ontology annotation, cellular component: cytoplasm; nucleus.